Verticillium alfalfae VaMs.102 is the source of this 1557-nucleotide messenger RNA. RefSeq lists its product as hypothetical. The record is from RefSeq and is a predicted model, not a curated record. Lineage: Eukaryota; Fungi; Ascomycota; Sordariomycetes; Glomerellales; Plectosphaerellaceae. The transcript is spliced from 3 exons. The coding region runs from base 1 to 1557 and encodes 518 amino acids.
AUGGCGCCUGGAGGAGACGCGCCAACGCGGGACAGCUCAUCUCCCGGUCUCUCCUCGCCUCCCUCCGGCUCCCUAUCCGAACCCGGCUCACCACUCAAACACAUCAACCACCACAGUCGAACCAGCAUGGAUAUGGACGAGAUCAUCGUCGACCCCUCGCAGCCCAGGUUUGGCGUUGCACCACCCACAACACCCCAGCCCGAAGUCCGCCUCACAGCAGCGGGCCUGCCGAGGAAGAAGCCCGGCCGCAAACCUGGCUCGACCUUGAAGCCUAAGAACCCCGAUGACCCGCCCAAGGUUCGAAAGCCCAGGAAGCCCAAAGACCCCAACGCCCCGCCCAUUCAGCGAAAACGCAAGUCCGCCCCUGCCCAGGAUGAACCAGUCGAACCUGCCGACUCCAAGUCCCUCGCUGCUUCCGCUUCCGCUUCUGCCUCUGCCUCCGCCUCUGCCUCCGCCUCUGCCUCCGCCUCGGCUUCCUCAUCGCGUCAACAUCGCAUCUCCGACAUUGUCGACAUUGACUCGGCCGAUUCGGGAACCCGCACACCUUCAGCCCAAGACUACGUCUCCCAAAAGGCCCCCAAGCGGGAAGAGCUGCCGAGGUCGAUGCAGAGCAUACUCAACUCCGACCCGGAGCCUCUGUCGAUGCACCCCUCCAACGGAAGCACGACGCUGCCCACGCGAACGAGCGGCCAGAGCUAUGACCCCAUCCGCGGCAACUACGACCCCGUGCGAGGCAUUUUCGGCAACGCCACAUCGCCACGGCCGCCGACAUCCACCCUCAACCGCGCCAGCGCGUCGCCCUCGAUCGCCAGUCUCGUCGAGCCUGUCCGCGGCGUCGCCGCCUCGCCCUCCCACCAACAGUCCUACCAGCAGAACCACGCGCAAUCUCGCGUCGAAUCGGCCCCCACAUCGCCCCUCUACCACCACGCCCGCCCUGCGCCCCAGCCCAUGCCCAAGCCCGCGCUGCUCGACUCGACGAAAGCGACCGCAGCACCGCCUUCCGUUUCGGCCAGCAAGUCGGAGCCCAAGUCCCGCGAAGUCCCCUUGGCCACCGGCAUCACGGCGCUGAAAAAGGCGAACAAGGCCAAGUCGAGCACGGCAGCCUCGUCACCGAAGAACACGAUGGACGACCCGACGAUCCUACCGACCGACACGAACCGCUCGAUUCUCGACUUUGGCAAGGCGGAGCCCGGCAAGGACUUCCAGGCGCCCUCGAUCAUGCUCUGGGAAGAGCAAACUGCCGCGAGCAGGGACGGCUUCUUCGUCUACUCGGGACCGCUGGUGCCGGAGCCCGAGAAGCCUGCCACGAGACCAGAUGGACUGCCGAAGCGUGGACGUGGCAGUCGCGGCGGGCGCGGCAGCCGGGGCGGUUCGCGCGGCAACGCGAGGGCGGCGAGGGCAGCACGCUCGAUGGCGGCCGGGGUCUCGCGGCGGCCCGGGAUCCGCGGCGGUCGCGGGUCUCGAGGCGGCGCGCUCACGAGGAAGCCGCGCAUCACAAAGUCGGAGAAGGAGCAGCUCGAGAGGGAAAAGCCGAGAGGCAACGGGUGGCCGAGAUGA